Messenger RNA from Drosophila mauritiana, 624 nucleotides. RefSeq lists its product as uncharacterized. The record is from RefSeq and is a predicted model, not a curated record. NCBI's taxonomy places the organism in Eukaryota, Metazoa, Arthropoda, Insecta, Diptera, Drosophilidae. The transcript has 2 exons. Bases 309 to 587 code for a protein of 92 amino acids.
UUUGUAAACAUUUACCUUUAAGGUUUAUGCAAUUAUUUUCCCAAGUGUAUAUUUUAAAUGAUGAAUGCGCAUUUUUUGAUUGUUUCGCUGUCGCAAUUUAAGGAAAAUGCCCAAACAUAUGCACAUACAUAUGUACAUGCGAAUGAAUGUAAAUUUAUGAAGCCCUCGCUCAAUUCAAGUAAAACAUUUUUCUGAACUCAAACCGUUUCAGUGACUCGAGCGGGUAACACGUAAAUUAUCUCGAUCUGUUAAGUAAUUGUUUAGUACAGCUUUUUGCAUCCAAAAAUUGCAGACAAUUAAAGUGAGUGAUGUCAAUUCACAAAUGGUGGACAUUGUUCAAAUCUAAUUUAAGUGCGACCGCCUUUAAUUCUAAAAUGAAAAUCAACAGCGAUUCAAACCAGGAACAAUACUACAGACGAAAUAUUUUAGGGAAACUUAAUGCUGCGGAUUGCGCCAGCUAUUCCCACAAUUUAUUUAUUGAAUAUAAGCUACAAUUAUUUUUCUGGGCUGCAGUAUGCUGCUGUGUUCUCAUAUUUUUGAUUUGUCUGGCUAUAUGUAUUUCUAUAUAUGUAUAUUUUUUAAGCUAAUCAAAGUUAAAGUUAUAAGUGGUUCAAUCUAAGGUAA